AUGAAAUUACCAUAUACAUUUUUUAUUCAUCAAAAUCAUCUACACUUGUGUAUAAUCAUGGUAUUUUUUAUAAGUUAUAUUUGGUCAAUACCUAUCAUGGGUUAUCCUAAUUUAAGUUUAAGUAAUACACGAACACCUAGAUUUUCAGGGAUUCCUUCAUUAGGAUUUAUGUCGCGUAUUUUUGAUUUCCUAAAGGGAAUUAUCAAGUAUUUUGGUAAAGGUUAUAAUAAAGAUGAUACAAAUACUACAUCCUCUAAUACAACAAAAAUUGAUGUCCUUACUCCUAUUACUACUCGAGAACCUCUUUCAUUAUUUAAGUCUAUGAAUAGUACACUUUCUCCAUUAUCUAUUCAUGAGAAUGACCUUAAAAAACCUAUUCACACAAAUAAAUUUUAUUCUAAUUUUUAUCUGGGUACUCAACGUUUUCCUUCAUUUUUAGAUCCCUAUGUUCUUACAUGGAAUUAUGGAGUCUAUAGCGGAAUAGCUGUUGCUCAUUCAGACGAUAACCAAAAGGUAUUCGGAGAAGGCACCCCUCCUAAAUAUUUCUUUAACCCUCUUGGUGUUUAUUCAGCAACUUUUACUGCUAAAGAAUUAGAAAAUGCAAGUCUUACAUUAACUUCUCUUGAUCAGAUGUCUGUUAAUGUAAUUGUAAAUCCUAGCAAUUGUACAGAAAAAAAAAUAGAAAUGCCUUUAGUUAGAGGGAUGGCUUACGUAACUGGAAUUUAUACGGAUUUGACGCCUAUUUUUACAUCAGUUGUCGGAUUUCGAAAUAUUGAAAAAAAGCAAAUAGAUGAUUAUUAUAAAUUUAAAGCAACUUUACACGACGGAAAAAAAUGGCUUUUAUAUGUUUUUCCUAAAGAGAAAUCUGAAUUUAAUUUUGAAAUAGAAGGAGUAACAUUAAAAGCAACCAAUGGAACAUUCAAUGGGUUUAUACAGCUUGCAAAAAUACCAAUCGAUAACGAUGACGCUGAAAGCAUACUUGAUGCUUCUGCUGGUACUUAUGCAACAAAGAUUUUAUUGUCAGCAUCAGUUUCAGGCAACACGGGCAGUUAUACUUUUAGGUUUGAAACGCAUGAUUAUAAAAACAACUCAUUGCUUCAUUUUGCUAUGCCUCAUCACAUUGUUUCAUUUGAUAGCGAUACAGCUUCUAGAAAAACUAAUCUCUCUCUUCCAAGUCCAACUAAUGGAUUAAUGGUUGCUUAUACCGGGAAGUAUUGGAAUAUGUUAGAGAAUGAUUUGCCUGUAAAUAUUAAUUUUUUUCCAUAUUCGCCUUCAGCCAAAAAACCCUCAUAUUCAAAGGAAGCUUUAGAAAUGAUUAGGAAAGCAGCUAUAGAUGAAAUUGCUCAGGAUUUUUGCUUGCAAAUAGACCCAAACAGUUACUAUUUUUCUGGAAAAGUGCUUUCGAAAUUUGCGUUAUUAUGCUUUUCUAUUAAAAAUAUUCUUAAAAAUGAUACUCUUGCCGAAGAAUGUUUAACAAAGCUUAAAGAUUGUUUUAUGCCAUUUGUGAAAAAUAGUCGCACUUAUAAAUUGGUUUAUGAAAAAACAUGGUUUGGAAUUGUUACAGAACAAGGAUUUGUAAAAGAUAAAUUGUCGGAUUUUGGAGCGUCUUUUUAUAAUGAUCACCAUUUUCAUUACGGAUAUCUUAUAUUUACAGCAGCAAUUAUAGGAUAUCUUGAUAAGAAAUGGAUCGAGGAAAAUAAAGAUUGGGUUAUUGAUUUAAUACGAGAUGUUGCAAAUCCAGUCAAUGAUUCUUAUUUUCCGGCUUUCCGUUAUUUUGAUUGGUUUGCGGGGCAUUCUUGGUCUAAAGGACUAUUUGAGUCAGGUGAUGGCAAAGAUGAAGAAUCUUCAUCAGAAGAUUAUAAUUUUUACUUUGCAGUCAAGCUAUUUGGCCAUUCAAUUAAUGAUACUGUUAUAAUAUCCAGAUCAAAUUUAAUGUUAGCUGUUAUGAAGCGAUCAUUACUCACUUACUUCCUAUACGAACCCUCGAAUACUGUAAUGCCUAAAGCAUUUCUUUCCAAUUAUGUUGCUGGAAUCAAAUUUAUGAAUAAAAUAGACCAUUCUACAUAUUUUUCUCCAAGACCAGAGUGCAUCCAAGGAAUACAUAUGCUCCCAUUAACACCCAUAAGUCCUUAUAUUCGAAUACCAUCGUUUGUUAGAAGUGAAUGGGAUAAUAAAUUGGCAUCAAUAGUUGAUACCAUUGAGGAUGGAUGGAAAAGUAUUCUUUAUGCAAAUCUUGCUAUUAUUGACCCGAAAAAAUCAUAUGAAUUCUUUUCAAUGAAUUUCGAUAAGAAGUUUCUUGAUAUAGGCUCUUCCUUGACAUGGUAUCUUGUAUAUUCAUCUGCUUUUGCGAAUUCGAAAUAA
Messenger RNA from Pneumocystis murina B123, 2361 nucleotides. RefSeq lists its product as hypothetical. The transcript has 6 exons. The coding region runs from base 1 to 2361 and encodes 786 amino acids. Gene Ontology annotation, molecular function: endo-1,3(4)-beta-glucanase activity; glucan endo-1,3-beta-D-glucosidase activity. Lineage: Eukaryota; Fungi; Ascomycota; Pneumocystomycetes; Pneumocystales; Pneumocystaceae. Gene Ontology annotation, cellular component: cell surface. The record is from RefSeq and is a predicted model, not a curated record.